Cooperia oncophora is the source of this 2508-nucleotide messenger RNA. The record is from the annotation of a GenBank genome assembly. Lineage: Eukaryota; Metazoa; Nematoda; Chromadorea; Rhabditida; Trichostrongylidae.
AUGCAGAUGCUUGGUCGCGCUGGUCGUCCACAGUAUGACUCUAAAGGAAAAGGAAUCCUCAUUACGAAUCACUCGGAGCUACAAUUUUACCUUUCCCUUAUGAAUCAACAGCUGCCUGUGGAAAGCCAGAUGAUAGCUCGGCUGCCGGAUAUGCUUAAUGCCGAAGUCGUUCUUGGUACAGUUAGCAGUGUCAGCGACGCCAUGUCGUGGCUAGGCUAUACCUACCUCUAUAUCCGAAUGUUGAAGUCUCCGGUGCUCUACGGCAUACCACUGGAACAAGCGAAAGCUGAUCCCUUGCUUGAACAACGUCGCGCGGAUCUUAUACACACAUCGUGCUUGCAACUUGACAAAGGCAACUUGGUGAAAUAUGACAAAAAGAGCGGGUUGAUCCAGGCAACUGAAUUAGGACGAAUUGCAUCUCAUUACUACUGCACGUAUGAGUCUAUGCAAACAUACAACCAACUUCUGAAACCAACGGCAACGGAGAUCGACUUGUUCCGCAUUUUCUCCUUAUCCAGUGAAUUUAAAAAUAUCAUGGUUCGAGAGGAAGAAAAGCUUGAGUUGCAAAAGCUAGCUGAACAUGUACCCAUACCAAUCAAGGAAAGCCUUGAUGAAAGCAGCGCAAAAACUAAUGUUCUUCUUCAGGCCUACAUUUCACAGUUGAAACUGGAUGGUUUUGCUCUGCAAUCCGACAUGGGUCGCCUGUUUAGAGCUCUGUACGAAAUAGUCCUUUGGCGAGGAUGGGCUGCUUUGGCAUUGAAAGUACUGAGUUUGUGCAAAAUGGUCACAGCUAGACAAUGGCAAUCUCUUAACCCUCUUCACCAGUUCAAGAAAAUUCCAACAGAAAUUGUGCGUAGCAUUGACAAAAGGAAUUAUUCUUUCGAACGCCUUUAUGAUCUCGAUCAGCACCAACUUGGAGAGCUGAUUCGCAUGCCGAAAAUGGGAAAACCUCUGUACAAAUUCAUCAGACAGUUCCCUAAACUGGAAAUGACAACCCUCAUCCAGCCCAUAACGAGAACUACCCUCCAUGUUGAUGGUGAACUUAUCCUCCAUCAUGAAUAUUUCCUCCUCAAGCAGAAGUUCUGCACAGAAGAGCAUGUUGUCAAGAUGUUUGUUCCUGUCUUUGAUCCAUUGCCCCCGCUUUAUUUCGUAAGAAUCGUAUCAGACAGAUGGCUCGGAUCUGAAACUGUGCUACCUAUUUCCUUCCGCCACCUUGUGCUCCCAGAGAAGUAUCCUCCUCCUACGGAACUGCUCGAUCUGCAGCCACUCCCGAUAUCCGCGUUGAACAACAAACAGUUUGAAGCAGUGUUCCAGGCGAAGGAAAUCAAAAUCUUCAAUCCCAUUCAAACACAAGUUUUCCGAACCGUUUACGAAAGCAACGACAAUGUACUGAUAGCUGCUCCAAAUGGCUCAGGUAAAACAGCUUGCGCAGAGCUUGCCAUUCUUCGUCACUUUGAAAAUCAUCCGGACGCCAAGUGUGUAUAUGUCACUCCAAUGGAAGACAUGGCCACUAAGAUUUUCAAUGACUGGCAAGAUCGGAUCGGUUUGGCGCUUGACCGAACGGUGGUUCUACUCACUGGUGAACCAUCAACCGACUUGAAACUACUUCAACGUGGCAAGCUCAUCAUAGCUACUCCUGAAAGAUGGGACAACGUUUCUCGUCGAUGGAAACAACGAAAGAACGUGCAAGCUGUGAAACUGUUCGUCGUAGAUGAUCUACAUAUGAUCGGUGGAACUAUUGGACCGAUUUUGGAAGUAAUUUGCUCUCGUAUGCGGUACAUGUCUGCCCAGCUAGACACGACUGUUCGUAUUGUGGGUUUGUCAUCAUCGUUGACGAAUGCACGCGACGUUGGCGCUUGGCUUGGAUGUUCAGCUGCUGCAACAUUCAAUUUCCUACCUAAUACUCGACCAGUUCCGCUGGAACUCUAUAUCCAGGGAUUCAAUCUGUCUCACACUGCUUCACGUUUGGCUGCUAUGGUCCGCCCUGUUUAUCAGGCAAUCAGUCGUCAUGCAGGAAAACUCAAUCCGAAACCGGCCCUUGUAUUUGUCCCCGGUCGACGACAGUCCCGAUCAACCGCGAUUGAUUUGCUAACAAUGGCUCACGCGGACGGAUCUGCUCAACGAUUUUUACAUAUUAACGAAAAGGAUGAGACUUUCCGCAAGCUCCUUGACUCUCUACAGGAUCAAACUCUUCGGGAGACACUAUUGUGUGGUGUUGGAUUCCUGCAUGAAGGAACACAUGCUAAGGACUUCCAAAUUGUGGAAAAGUUGUUCAGUAGUGGUGCGAUUCAAGUUUGUAUCGUACCUCGUACAAUGUGCUACCAAAUCAGCAUGUUCGCGUAUCUCGUGGUUAUCAUGGACACUCAGUUUUAUAACGGAAAGUACCACGUUUACGAGGAUUAUCCUAUUGGAGAUGUUCUGCAUAUGGUUGGAUUGGCAAACAGACCGGGACGAGAUCCUGAUGGUGAGUCUCUAGGUUUUUAUGAGCACAACACAAAUCUCAAGUGA